AUGGCCGCUGGAAUCUCUUCAUUCUUCCCCACACUUCCCAUUCUCUUCGUCCUCGCCAUGUUCGUCCUCCUCCUGCCUGUCCCCGGUUUCUAUCGAAACAGGAACAUGUCCGUCUUGUUCUACGUCGGAUGGCUCUACGUUGGCAAUGGAAUCUAUUUCCUCAACAUGAUCCUCUGGCGGCGAAAUAUCGUCAACUGGGCACCGGUAUAUUGCGAUAUAGCGACAUUCUUUAUUACCAUGCUUCCCAUGGGAAUCUCGUGUUCACUCCUUUGUAUCAACAAACUCGUUUGGAAUAUUUCCAAAUCAUCCACGCUCUCUGUCCGAAGUACGUCACAACGUAACGUCAUAGACACGGUGGUCUGCCUUGGGAUUCCACUCAUCUAUGGACUAUUUCAUAUAUUCGUGCAAGCCCAUAGGUUCACGAUCAUUGAAGAUGUCGGAUGUGUACCGUCGACAGACCGCGCACUCCCCUCUCUCCUCGUCUACUACCUUCCGCCAUCCGUAAUCUGCUGUUGUAUAACAUCCAUCUACUGUAUCGCAUCUAUAAGCAAUCUGUUCAACAAUCGUUACAAGACCAAUUCCUUUCUCCCAACAAACGUCGUAUCCGCCCUCACUCUCAACCGCUUCAUCCGUCUCACCGCCCUCUGCGCGACUUCGUUCCUCUUCUGUGGCACAUUCCUCCUCAGCAUCCUCGUCAAGAACAUUCAGAUUGGCUUUUCGUCCUUUGCCACUUGGAGCGAACGCACAUUUGACUUUUCCACCAUCGACACGAUUCGGGCACAAGAGUUGGAUGCGUUGAAGCACAGACGGACAUUGGUCCUUCUCCAACUUCUCCCUAUCCCAGUGCUCAGCGUCCACUUUUUCCUCUUCUUCGGAUUCGGAAAGGAGGCAGUCAAGCACUACCAGUCGUCCUUUAACCUCGUCCGCUUCCUCUUGAAGCGCAUCUUCUCCUCUUCAAUAAUCCAUCGGUUGUUCCACCGACGAAAAUGCGGUGGGCAGGAAGAAGAUUUCGACAGGGUGACGAGACGGAGUAUCAUCCCCGGAUUCCGAAUCGUCUCGAUCCCGCCUCCACCUGCCGUAGCUCAAGUGGAUACAACAAAGGGGCGAGCGUUGCGGAAUGUGGAUACCGUUCUCGUUGGUAUCGAGCGCACCUCGCCACCGGCGUCGCGGCCACAUACGCCUUCUCCAUCUCCACGACCGAGUAUGCGUGAAGUUGGACGAGGUUCGUAUAUCCUCGUCGGACGCGCGUCACCAUUCCUCACUGGGACACCACCGUUUUCGCCCUUACCAUCGCGCUCAUCGACCCCUUCGCCAUCAGAGAGGAAGAUCAGGGACGGGUUCCUCCAACCCCCUACUGCCCAUUUGCAUUCGAGGCGAACAUGCUUGCAGCCUCCUAUCUCUCCCUCACGAAGAACGUCUAUCCAAUCCGCCAUAUCGCCCAUCAGUCCAGUCAGUAACAGUGAUGGGCUGAGCAUGUCGGUGGACGUAGGUCACUUCCCGCACCCACCACCUCACUUCUUCGAUGAGAUGGUCCCAUCACCGAUCAUUGAGCUCCAACUUGCGUCGUUCCCUGAUCCACCUCCUCCAAGAGGGUUGCGUGUGAUGAAUGGAGCAGAACGUGUCGUCGACGCGCAUGCGGAGGCGCCAACUUCAGUUCAACCGCAACGCCGGUCAUCCAGGUCGAAGAGGGAGAGCAAUACCAGGAUUGCGUAUCCACCGCCUACCAUGGCAAACACCAACGUUGGGUCAACUUCGCGAUUCAUGCCUAGACGAUUCUCGAAUCGAUUCUUUGGGCAGGCGAAUGGUUCGCGUACGUCCUUUGGAUUCGGCCAUGGGUUCGUCCGUGCCUCGGGGACGGGGUCGUUGUUGCGGAUUGAUGCGGAAAUGGCGAAUGCGAUUCCGAGUGGGUAUAGCCACGUCGGCUUUACCGUUCCUGCUCCUGGAGUAUCUCAGAACACCGAGGCGGUUCAGAGUGUAGUCCAAGCGCAGAGUCAGAAAGCGCAUGUCGAAGAGGGACAUUUUACCAUCAACGAGCAAGAAUUUGAUGCGGUGGAGCUCGGAGACGUGACGAGGGUACGCAGUACGGGUGGACCGUUUUAUGGGAAUUUGGACGAAGGAGGAGCGAACACGGCGAGUACGCGUUCGCGGUUUUCGGUUUACUCAGAGGACCCGGAGAGUCCGGUACAUACGCGGAGCAGGUAUACGCGUUUGUUCUCGUGGCAUUCUCAGGCAGCCCGCAGGAGCGGCAAGGUCAAUCGGAGUUUAUAG
Messenger RNA from Serendipita indica DSM 11827, 2268 nucleotides. Lineage: Eukaryota; Fungi; Basidiomycota; Agaricomycetes; Sebacinales; Serendipitaceae. The record is from the annotation of a GenBank genome assembly.